GUGCCGCGACAUUGAUUGAUUUGACAACUCAAUUGUCAUUGCAGUAAAACAACAAAGAUGGCGCAUCUACCUCUGCUCGGUGUUAAAACUCAUUCUCAAAAAGUUUGUUCGCUUUACAAAAGAGCUUUACGUAAUUUGGAGGCGUACUAUGAUAGACGCAAUGUGUACCGUUACCAAGCGGUGCUCCUCCGCGACAGGUUCAACAAGAAUGCCAAGGUCACCGACAUGAGGAAAGCCGUUGAGCUGCUGAAGGAGGGCGAGAAUGAAUUGUUCAUGUUGCAGCAUCCUAUUCCCAGAAACUUCGCCACCAGCGUCGGUGGUGUCGCCCACGAGCGUGUAGUAACUCCCCCCGACUGGGUCAUUGACUACUGGCACCCCCUCGAGAAGGCUCACUACCCGGAAUACUUCAAGCGCCGUGAGGAACGCAAGAAAGAAUUCAUUGCCAUGUGGGAGAAGGAACAUGGCCCCGCCGACAAGAAGGAUGAGAAGCACUGAUGCGAUGUUGUAUAGUUGUGUAAUAUAGUGAAUUUCGUUUAUUUA
This is a messenger RNA of Helicoverpa zea (corn earworm), 540 nucleotides long. It is a transcript of the gene ND-B22, whose product is annotated as NADH dehydrogenase [ubiquinone] 1 beta subcomplex subunit 9. Lineage: Eukaryota; Metazoa; Arthropoda; Insecta; Lepidoptera; Noctuidae. The transcript is spliced from 3 exons. The record is from RefSeq and is a predicted model, not a curated record. Gene Ontology annotation, biological process: mitochondrial electron transport, NADH to ubiquinone. The coding region runs from base 58 to 495 and encodes 145 amino acids.